Messenger RNA from Carassius carassius (crucian carp), 1220 nucleotides. RefSeq lists its product as uncharacterized. Lineage: Eukaryota; Metazoa; Chordata; Actinopteri; Cypriniformes; Cyprinidae. The transcript is spliced from 5 exons. The coding region runs from base 552 to 1220 and encodes 222 amino acids. The record is from RefSeq and is a predicted model, not a curated record.
AAGACCACGCCCCCUUUUUGUGUAUUCGUGUGGGCGGAGCUUAGUCAAAAAACUGUUUUAGUGACGUCAUUACUGCAGGAACUAGAGGGAUGUAGUCCAAACGGGUCGUUUUUUGUAGGCGAAUUCUGUUAAAUAAAAUAUCUCGCUUGGCCUUGAACUUUGAGCUUUACAAUUUUACAGAUAUUAUUUAUACUCUAACAACAACAUUACACACUAACUAAAGUUUAAAACAUGGGAUCACGAAGAACGGGACCUUUAAAGUUUACAAUGUAAUUAAUAUGAUUGAAUGAAUAAUAAGAUUCACAAGAUUACUCAGUCAUCAUGACCUAUUAUGAACAUUAUGUUAAACAUCUAACAGGUCAAUCUGCUUUGAAUGAAUUCCUAGUUGAUGACUGUAAUUACCAAUCAUAUCCUCCUCCUUAUUGGGAGGCAACAAAUAUUCUCAACUCAUCCCCAUACUUUUAGUUUUGUUUCUACUUAAAUAUGUAGUUAAUCUCACUAUAAAUGUGCUGUGGCUUACAAAGUGUUGACCAUUAGACUUUUACAGAACCAUGCCUCAUCUCUUGAAUCUUCUGUUGCUGUUUUGCCUUUUCAGCGAAACCACCCCUAUAUUUGUGAUAGGGAGAAAGGGUGACAGCGUUGCACUGUCCUGUGGAUAUGAGGGCAGUGAGAUUCCUGAUAUUGUUUUGAGUCGGUCAGGAGACAUAUCUGUGUGUGAGACUGAAGAAUGUAGAGGACGAGUGUUUAAAGAAGGAAACUGUGACGUCGUCAUCAAGAAUCUGAUCUUCAGUGACGCUGGGAAAUACACUUUGAGAAUCUAUUACAAUAAUGGCUUGGAGCCACAAAUCAAGAUUUACCAACUUUGUGUUGAUGAUGAGGUCUCUGUGAACAUCGGUGAGCAGCUGAAGUUAGAUGUUCUGUUGUCAGAAGCUGAUAAAGUCCAGCAUCAGAGCAGAAGAAGCACAGACUGGAAGGAGGAUUGGAGCAGAAGUGAUGGAGUUCAGAGCCAAAGAAUCAGCAUCAGAGAUAGAAACCUGAUCAUUAGUAACUUUACAGCCAGAGAUGCAGGAACAUAUGAAGUUCUGGACUCUAAAGGAGAAAUAUUGAUCAUGGUGAAAGUCAGAGUAUCCUCUACAGCAUCUGCAAAAUCAGGCUCAAGGGGAAAACUAAAUAACACCGAUGAACAUAGUAAUGAUAACACCGAAGAACAUAGUAAGUAA